AUGCGCCAACAAUUCAUACUGGGCGGGGCUGUCGCCGCAACACCUCUCGGUAAGGCAAAGCCUUCACCUUCCUCGGUCCCGAUUCCGCGGACAACGCUUGCGAUACCCCGCCGGACGGUCUCGGAGGCGCAAAGGGCGCCAGCCGAGACAGCGCCGCACCCUCCACGCCCGCUCGCCACCGUCCGCCCACCCCCCACCGAGCAACCAAUACCCGGACCCUCCUCUUCUCCCUCUAAGAUUGGCCCUAGUUCUUCGAGCGCGCGGUUCGCGCUCCCGCGAGUGACCGCCAAGGACUGGUCAGCAUCGGACCUCUGUUCGAAAUACGCAAGCUUCGAGCAUGUUGAUCGUGUAUCCGCACUCGCCAAACCCGAAGUACUGUCCAAGGCUUUGGAGAAGUAUGAGCGUGAUGGGAUACCCUUGGUGCUUGAAGAAUGGGACCAGCAUCCUAACUGGCCGAAGGACAUCUUCAGCCUGGAAUGGCUGCUUCAAACCUCCGGCGAUAAAUCGAUCUACGUCCGGAACAUGCAUGAUCGACGCGACAAGUCGACGACUCUGGCCGAGUUCGUGCAACUAUCACGGUCGCAAUCCGUUUACGCCACCCCCGGAGAAACCGAGCGGUGGUACUGGAAGGAUGCUGACUGCCCGCCUGAGUGGCGUGAUUGGCUCUUCAAAUCCAGCGAAAUUCCGACCAGUGUGCUACCUAGCUCGCCGGACAACUACCUCAAAUACCUCUCUCCCUCGGAAGCCGUUGAGUCGCUACUGUGCUACAUGGGUAUCGGCGAUACCUACACGGCGGCACACAAGGACCUGUGCUCCUCCUCAGGCCACAAUUUGAUGUGCGUGUCGGAGAACAACGGCCGGUCGUUUUGGUUCAUGACCGCCGCCGCCGACGCGCCCGCUGUCGCGAAGUACUUCCACAAGCAGCUCGGGCAGGAUCUCGAUUGGGAGACGCACGUCACCACACUCGAGGAGCUCGGCAGGGCUCCCUUUACCGUCUACGUCGUGGAACAGAAGGUUGGAGACCUAGUCCUUGUUCCACCACGCAGCUGCCAUCAGGUGGUCAAUUCUGGCGGGCUCGCGAUGAAGACUAGCUGGUCUAGGAUGACUUUGGAUAAUCUCAGGACUGCGCUCCAUUGCGAGCUUCCGAUCUACCGCAGGGUCUGUCGACCCGAACAGUAUCGGGUUAGGACCGUCCUGUACCGCUCGAUGCUGCAUCUCACCGAGGCCUUGCAAACCGCCUUCACCCCUACGCGCACGCCCAAACCGGACGUGCGCGAACGCGCGCGGAAGCUCAAGCGAAUCGUGCGGCUCUUCGACGAGGUCCUCCGCGACGAGUUCGCAGCCUGUCACGCAAAGCUAAAGCGCGUCCUCCACGACGAGACGGCAAGGCCAAGCUUGGUGAACGGACUGAAGAUCAUACUCCAGCCGCAAACCGCCUCCAAGGACCAUCGUGACAGCGACCGCGCGGCGUCGUGCAACCUUGCUUGCGACUUCUGCGGCGCCGAUAUUUUCCAGAGUUUCUUCGAGUGCAAGGAAUGUCGGACGGCGGAGGACGAGACCGCGCCGCAACCGGGCGAUGGGCUUCUGAUAUGCCCGGCGUGCUAUGUUGAAGGCCGGAGUUGCGACUGUGGGCAGAUGGAGCCGAUGCAGACCAGGCGCUUCGACAUGCUGUUCUCCGACCGCAACGAGGCUGCGAGGGCUAUCGCUGCCGCGCUUCCUUCUGGGAAAUCUCCGCCAGAGGCUGAGGAGCCGAAGUAA
Molecule: messenger RNA, 1758 nt
Organism: Trametes versicolor FP-101664 SS1
Lineage: Eukaryota; Fungi; Basidiomycota; Agaricomycetes; Polyporales; Polyporaceae
Exons: 7
Coding region: 1-1758 (585 amino acids)
Source: RefSeq, a predicted model, not a curated record